Molecule: messenger RNA, 1893 nt
Organism: Hydra vulgaris (swiftwater hydra)
Lineage: Eukaryota; Metazoa; Cnidaria; Hydrozoa; Anthoathecata; Hydridae
Product: YTH domain-containing family protein 2
Biological process (GO): mRNA destabilization
Cellular component (GO): cytoplasm
Molecular function (GO): N6-methyladenosine-containing RNA reader activity; mRNA binding
Source: RefSeq, a predicted model, not a curated record
GCUGUUAAUAUUUUCAUCUCUUUGUGUUACAGAUUCCACGCUGAAGUAAAAAAAAAGAAUUUCUAUCUUUGAGGUUUACUUCGAGCGUAUCAACGAAAAGUUUUUUUGUAUGGUUGUUAUGUCUCAUUGCUUAAACCAGAGAGGAAAGCAAAAUAAUCACCAAGUUUAUAUUUCUGACAACAGCUUACACCAUACGCCAUAUUAUAAAGAGCAGGCUGUUGAUAAUCUUACAUUAACUACGGCUCAACCCAUAGUGACACAUAUUGGCAGCAACAGCAUGCCUGAACCUUAUAUCUCUCCAGGUGGUUAUUAUGCUAGUAAUGCAGCUUUUCAGCAAUGUAUGUCUUAUGCUAAUUUUACUCAACCUCAUUCUCAAUGGUCGAAUGGAGGUAACAGUCAUCAAGCCACAUUACAGGGUUUUGAUGCUAUGCAAUACAGUACCUUAAGUGCUGCUCCUACAGCUGUUCCAACCGCAGACAAUGCACAAAAUCACCAGUAUGUGUCUCCAGAUCAUUUGUUUAACCAAAAUAACUCAGGUUAUCAAAGUGCAUUUUCUGCACCUUACAUGAAUGGUAGUUGGUCAUAUUUUAAUAAUCCAAAUUCUUUCUUUUUUCCUACUGGUACUGGCGAUUUGAACUUAACUUGGGGUACAAAUGCAGAAAAUCCAGUUAAUGGGUUUCUGCAAGAUUUAUAUAAACCACCCCAAUUGUCAACAGAUCAAGAAAAGACAAUGGAUUCAUUACAAAAUGAUCUAACACAUACUGGUUUUGAUACAAGUGAACCAAACUCUAUUGAUUCAGUUGAUAAAUCUCUGUCAAAUUUUAGUCUUAGUAAUGAUAAGGAAAUUGAUAGAGAAACUUCUGUUGUGACCAGCAUGAACUCAGGUUUAAUUAAUACUUCUAAAAGUACUGCCGUUAAUAAUUCAUCUGGACAAUCUAAUUCCCAUUCUAAACCGGUUUCUUGGGCAAGCGUUGCUAGUCAACCAGCCAAAAGUAAGACUCCUAUUGUUCGUAAACCUAUUAAAGAGACUCCACCACAAACUGUUAAAUCUAAUCAUUUGCAAAAUGGCAAUGCGAAUGUUAAUGGUAAAAGCAAACCACAGCAGUCUAGUUCUCGUUGGAAUCGUCCAAAUAGUUUAAGUAGCAGUACUAGUAACAAUAGUAAUGAUGUUGUAGCUGUCAUUAAUGAUAGCCAUCUUGAUAUUAACAAUAUGAAAGAUAAUUCUCCAUUGUUAAAAAAGCUAUUGUCCAAGUUUAAUUUUAAUCCUAGAGAAUUGAAUAUGGAUUUUAAAAAUUCGAGAUUUUUUAUUAUAAAGAGUUAUAGCGAGGACGAUAUUUUCCGCUCAAUUAAGUAUUCGAGCUGGACUUCCACAGAACACGGUAAUCGACGACUUAAUGAAGCAUUUAUUGAACAGAAAAAAACUGGAAUUAAAACUCCUAUGUAUUUACUGUUUAGUGUUAAUAGCAGUGGACAUUUUUGUGGAAUUGCAGAAAUGACAUCUGAAGUAGAUUUAAACAUUGAAACAGGUAUUUGGGUUCAGGACAAAUGGAAAGGACGCUUUGACGUUAGGUGGAUAUAUGUAAAGGACGUUCCUAAUAAUAUUCUUAGACAUAUUCGCCUAGAAAAUAACGAGAAUAAGCCAGUAACAAAUUCUCGUGACACACAGGAAGUGUCUCCUGAAAAAGGAAAACAAGUGAUUAAAAUAAUUCAUAAUUAUCAAGCACAGACGUCUAUAUUUGAUGACUUUGCACAUUAUGAAAAAAGACAAGAAGAAGAUGCUAAAAUGCGAAUGAAGAAGAUUCCUGAGCCAUUUAAUUUAUAACUUAUGAAAUAUGUCUGGCCGUUUUAUAUGUUUUGAUUCAUUUAUGGGAAGGUUGAAGUCUGUUUAUUUUA